GGUUCAAGAUGGCGCUGCCCGUGCGGACUAACAUCAAACAUCUCUUCAGAUUCAUUCAGAAGUUUAAUUCUCCUAAAAAAUGUCUAUGCUCUGCUGCAUCAACGGGGCACAAGCCUCCAGGAGGUGGUCGUGUUUUCUCGGGGAUCCAGCCGACAGGGGUGCCCCACUUGGGCAACUACCUUGGUGCCCUGGAGAACUGGGUGGCCCUGCAGAACCAGUAUCCUUCAGUGCUUUACAGCAUUGUGGACCUGCACUCCAUCACACAGCCUCAGGACCCGGCACAACUCAGGAGCAACAUCUUGGACAUGGCAGCCAGCCUGCUGGCCUGCGGCAUCGACCCGGAGAGGGCGGUUCUCUUCCAGCAGUCUCAGGUGUCCGAGCACACUGAGCUCUCCUGGAUCCUCGGCUGUCUGACCAGCAUGCCCCGCCUCCGACACCUACCGCAGUGGAAGAUGAAAAGCAAACAAAAGAAUGAAGGCAGCGUUGGUCUCUACACGUAUCCUGUCCUCCAGGCUGCAGAUAUCCUCCUCUACAAGUCCACUCACGUCCCCGUCGGAGAGGAUCAGGUCCAGCAUUUAGAGCUGGCUCAGCAUCUCGCUCGCAUCUUCAACAACCACUACGGAGAGCUGUUCCCUGAACCCGGCGCCCUGCUCAGCUCAACACGAAAGGUCAAAUCCCUCCGUGACCCGUCCGCCAAAAUGUCCAAAUCUGACCUGCAGGCGAUGGCAACGAUCGCCAUCACAGACUCUCCCGAUGAGAUCGCCCUCAAGGUCCGCCGCGCUGUCACCGACUUAACCUCCGAGGUCACCUUCGACCCAGAGAAGCGGCCAGGCGUGUCCAACCUGGUGACGAUCCAUGCUGCCAUGGCGAUGAUCAGCGUGGAGGAGGCGGUGUUACUGGCCAGAGGGCUGGACACUGGAGCCUAUAAAAACCUGGUCGCGGAGGCGGUGAUCCAGAGGCUGACGCCCAUCAGGGAGGAGAUCGAGAGGCUGCGGGCGGACCAAGCUCACCUGGAGGCGGUGCUGGAUCAGGGGAACCGCAGGGCUCGAGAACUGGCGGGGCCGGUCCUCAGAGAGGUCCGACAGAGAGUUGGCUUCUGCUGAGAGGCUGAGCUCAGAACUUCACUGCAGCUGAGUUCAAGUUUUAUUCCAACAAUCUGUUUACAUCUGCAAAAUGUUUAAGCACGUAACUCAUUUGAUCGCAAAACGUGUUGAAAGCAAAGACUCAACGUCAUGAUCAGACUUCAGACUGAUGGACAGACAAGCUUUUUGUUAUUUGUCCAAAGAAAUUAAUGUUGUUUAUAUCUUUGGACACUACCAAGCAAGAGAAAAAAGAUGUCCUUUUUUAUACAUGUACUACACACUUGUUUUGAGGACAUUGCAUCUUAUUUACUCAUCUCAUCUACUCAAGUUUUGGCUGUAUGUGUUUGCCCAAAUACAGCCCAGUCACCAGAAAAAGGUUUGUGCAAAUCACAGAUACGUUGACAUUCAUAUUUGGCACCUUUUAGCGUCCGUAUGAGCUGCCUCGUGCUUUUAACUAUCUCCAAUGUAAAAUCCUCCAAUGUUUAGACACUUGAAGCAGGAAAUCUGGAAGUCAGGUGAUGUGUUGAGUGUCAAACUCUCCUUGUCAGAAGAAGGUCGGUGUGGAGAGUGUUUUGUGUCCAUUGAAUUUUAAACUGAACUUAACGAACAAAGGUGAUCAUUUUAACCCAAACCAUGAUCUUGUCCUAAAACUUAACAUGUACUUUUGUUGCAUAACCUCACAAAGUUGCCUAGCUUUUGUUUUAAUUCAACGUUAAGCACUUGUUUAAACUCGCCUCUGUGGAGCAUCAAACGAUGUUACCCAGGGCUCCAAAAAGACAAAAUACUAGUAUGAGAAGAGGUUGCACCAGUUCAUAAACUUCUAAAAGUCAAUGCUUCUGUGGUUUGCAGAUAUGCCAACAUUUUAUUUUUUUGCCGGCAGGGUUGGUAAAUACCACACAUAUUUAUUUAUAUUUUUUCCAGCCUUCUUGUUCUCAGAGGUGAACUGAUGUGCUGCCAGAAUGAGGAUUACUUUAAAAAAAAA
Centropristis striata (black sea bass) is the source of this 2064-nucleotide messenger RNA. RefSeq names its product tryptophanyl tRNA synthetase 2, mitochondrial (gene wars2). The transcript is spliced from 6 exons. Gene Ontology annotation, cellular component: mitochondrial matrix; mitochondrion. Gene Ontology annotation, biological process: mitochondrial tryptophanyl-tRNA aminoacylation. The coding region runs from base 9 to 1103 and encodes 364 amino acids. NCBI's taxonomy places the organism in Eukaryota, Metazoa, Chordata, Actinopteri, Perciformes, Serranidae. Gene Ontology annotation, molecular function: tryptophan-tRNA ligase activity; ATP binding. The record is from RefSeq and is a predicted model, not a curated record.